This is a messenger RNA of Dictyostelium discoideum AX4, 1437 nucleotides long. RefSeq names its product DUF254 family protein (gene mon1). Gene Ontology annotation, biological process: protein targeting to vacuole; vesicle-mediated transport. Lineage: Eukaryota; Evosea; Eumycetozoa; Dictyosteliales; Dictyosteliaceae. The record is from RefSeq and is a predicted model, not a curated record. Bases 1 to 1437 code for a protein of 478 amino acids. The transcript is spliced from 2 exons.
AUGUCAGAAACUACUAAAACAACUACGACGACAACAACAACAACAACAAAUAGUAGUGAUAAUUAUAAUAAUAAUAAUUCAGAAAUUGAUAAUAGUACAGAUAAUUUAGAACAACCAACAGUUGAAGGUGGUGAUAUAGAGGAUUUAUCAAAUUAUAUAUUAUCAAAGAUUGAUGAAUCUAGUACAGCAACAGGUAGACCUGCAAGAAAAUAUUCAGAACAAGAUACAUCAACACCAGAAUGGUUUGAGCAUAAGAAACAUUUUUUCAUUCUAUCAUUCUCUGGUAAACCAAUUUAUUCAAGAUACGGUGACGAAGUAGCAUUGAAUACAUUUAUGGCAUCAUUGAGUGCAAUGAGCUCAUUUGUAGAAUCAUCAAAUGAUGAACUUCGUUAUAUUACUGCAGGCAAAUACCAAUUUGUAUUCAUUCAAAAGAAUCCAUUGAAUUUGGUUUGCAUUGCAAAUACUGGUGAACCCUAUCAAAUGAUCAAACAACAAUUGGAGUACAUUCAUGCACUAAUCAUUAGUGUCUUAACACAGUCGAAUAUCAAAGCUGUAUUUGAAGCAAAAUAUGAUCUACGUGACCUCUUGGGUGGCACUGACAAAUAUUUAGAUAACUUUAUUCAUCAAACAAAUUCCGACUUUUCAAUACUUUUAAAUUCUGUAAAUUGCCUUCGUUUAAAUAAUAAUAUCAGAAAUUCAAUAACAAAUAUAUUAUCAAAUCGUAAAUGUGAUUCAUUAUUAUUUUCAUAUUUAAUAUCAGGUAAUAAAUUAAUUAGUACAGUUAAACAUAAGAAAACACCAAGUUUAAAGAGUCAAGAUAUUCAUAUUGUUAUGAAUUAUGUAUUAUCAACAUCAUCAUUUAGAGAGAGUGAAUCAUGGAUACCAAUUUGUUUACCAAAUUAUAAUGAUUCUGGAUUUUUACAUUUAUAUAUUUGUUAUUUAUAUAGUGAUGUUUGUUUGUUACUAUUUUCAAAUCAGGCUGAAUCAUUCUAUCAAAUGAAUGAGAUUAAAACAUUGGUUUCAAAAGAUAUGGAACAAGAAUCACUUGUUGAUGAAUUAAAUAGAGCGGUGGCAUUACAUGAUUAUACAACUGCAUUUACAGAGGUUCCCAAUUUGUUACACUUUCUAUACAAGAAUAGAAGUAGCAAUUAUUCAACGUAUCCGGUAUUUUCACCACCUUAUUCAAUUCAUAAAAAAGAGAAGAAGAGAUUGUUUAGACUCUACCAACAUAUUAUAAAUCAUGUGAACAAUAGUUCAAAUAAACCUCAUAAAUACUAUUAUCAUACAAGUGCCACUGAAACUAUCAUUGUUGCUAUCUCAAAUCAUCAUGAACUUUAUGCAACUUUUUCACCAUUAGAAAAUAAAAAAAAUGUUUUUGAAUCUUUUACUUUUUUACUUCAAUGGAUUACAAAAGAUAAUUCAAUUAUAAUUCAAUAA